UCAUAUUAUUCGCACCCAAAUUCUUUCCACGUCUUCUCAUGACCUCCAUUUUGAUCAGACCAUACAGCAUGUUAAUAUUAAGGCAGCCUUAACAACUGAUCAUAGCUUCUUGACAAAGUCUCUAUCUCGCUCGCAUUAAACUACAAUCUUCUUACAGGCAGGCUUCACCUAUGCAACAAAACCAUGUUGAAGAAGGGAAUUUCUAAAACUACAAUUGUGUUCCUCGUGUUGAUGGUAUUAUUCUUCACUUCCCAGAUAAACCUCUCAUUGCUCUCAAGAUCAAAUGUAUCCGAGGCUUCUUCAAUACCCAAGAGUAGACCAGGACUAAUUGUAAAUGAGAAACGGGAAGAAAAGCCAGCAAGUUCAUCCACCCAUUCAGGUAAUGUGAAUAGGACACGAGAAGACAGGCCAACACGGUCACCUCCCCAUUCACUCUCAGAGGUCAAGAGACCAAUCACAUGCGAUUGCUCUCACAAUGACUAUGAUUUGUGGUUUAUCAACGGUCCUACGCUUUUGGAUCCAUCCACUUCAACAUUCUUCACAACGGGCCCCACUAUCUCGACAUCACCAGACUUCGCAGUAAAAUUUCGUCCUUACCCUCGGAAGACGGAUGAAAGGGCCAGGUCUAAAGUCAACGAACUAACACUCACCUCAGCUCCACCAAGAUCCUCCUGUGGAAUCACACAUUCUAGUCCAGCCAUAGUAUUCAGCACGGGCGGGUACACAGGAAACUUCUACCAUCAGUUCAAUGAUGGGCUCCUUGCUCUCUACAUCACCAUCAACUCUCUCUCUCUAAAUCGAGAUGUCAUCCUAACGGUCACCAAUUGGAGUGACUGGUGGGCCCAGAAAUAUGCUGAUCUCCUGCAUCGAUUCACCAAGCACCCCAUCAUCAACAUGGACAAUCAGACCAGGACACAUUGCUUCCCAUCAGCAAUCGUAGGGCUAAUGACGCACGGUCCCUUGGCUGUGGAUCCCACGCUAACCCAGCAUAAAACACUCCUUGAUUUCCAUGCACUCCUAGAAAGUACAUACAGUCCACGAGGUAAACAUGUUUCAACGCUUAAAUCGAAGGGUGCUAGGCCACAACUUGUUUUGGUGAAUAGAAAAAAUGGUGUUGGUCGUGAGAUCCUGAAUUUAAAAGAAGCUCUCAAGGCAAUCGAAGAGGUCGGAUUUAAAGCAAUUGUGUUCGAGCCGAAACGAAAUGGUACAGUGGGUGACACAUACAGGCUACUCCAUGGAAGCCAUGCAAUGCUAGCAGUACACGGUGCUGCAAUGACACAUUUGUUGUUUCUCAGAGUAGGAAUGGUGCUAGGUGAAAUAGUGCCAAUCGGAACAGAUUGGCUUGCUAAGACAUUUUAUGAGAAGCCGGCUAGAGUUUUGGGAUUAGAGUACAUGAAAUAUAAGAUUGAAGUCAAUGAAAGUAGCCUGGCAGAAAAGUACGGGGCUAACGAUUUGGUGCUAAAGAACCCUCAAGCUUUUGUUAACGGAGAUUGGCCAAAAGCAAAGGUGUAUAUGAAGACCCAAAAUGUGAAGCUUGACAUGGUUAGGUUUCGGAAAUACUUAAAGGAGGUUUUUGUGAAAGCCAAAAGAUUCAUGGACAAGGAAGGCUAGCUAUCUAGCAGCAUCAACUAUCGCAGGCAUGUUGAUACAGAUAAGUUUCUUCGUCAAAUGAAUGUUGAUGUUGUCAUUAACAUUGUAUAUACAAUUAUCUAUUCCACAAUUCUUUAAAA
This is a messenger RNA of Populus trichocarpa (black cottonwood), 1730 nucleotides long. Its product is annotated as xylan glycosyltransferase MUCI21. The record is from RefSeq and is a predicted model, not a curated record. Gene Ontology annotation, molecular function: glycosyltransferase activity. Bases 184 to 1611 code for a protein of 475 amino acids. The transcript is spliced from 3 exons. NCBI's taxonomy places the organism in Eukaryota, Viridiplantae, Streptophyta, Magnoliopsida, Malpighiales, Salicaceae.